UCUCUAUAUCUCUCUCUCCGUCUCUGUGUGUGCUUGGUUUCGGAAAAAUGGCUGAGGCCAGUAUUUCAGUAGAUCAGGACCAGUUCAGCUGUCCAGUCUGUCUGGAUCUCCUGAAGGAUCCAGUGACUCUCCCCUGUGGUCACAGUUUCUGUAAGGUGUGUAUUAAUGGCUGCUGGGAUCAGGAGGAUGAGAAGGGUGUCUACAGCUGUCCUCAGUGCAGAGACACUUUCACUCCAAGGCCUGUUCUACGCAGAAACAACAUGCUGGCUGAAGUGGUGGAGAAACUGAAGAAGACUAAACUCCAAGCUGCUUCUCCUGCUCACUGUUACACUGGACCUGGAGACGUGGAGUGUGAUUUCUGCACCGGGAGAAAACGCAAAGCCGUCAAGUCCUGUCUGAUGUGUCUGGCUUCUUAUUGUGAAAUUCAUCUUAAACCUCAUCUAGAACGUCCUGCUUUGAAAAAACACACAUUGAUUGAAGCUUCAGCAAAACUACAAGAGAAGAUCUGCUCUCAACAUAACAAGCUGAUUGAGAUCUACUGUCGUACUGAUCAAACCUGCAUCUGUUAUUUGUGUACGAUGGAUAAUCACAAAGGUCACGACACUGUCACAGCCACAGCAGAAAGAGCUGAGAAACAGAGUGAGGUAAAGGAGGAGCAGAUGAAAUCCCAGCAGAGAAUCCAGGAGAAGGAGAAGAAGGUGCAGGAGCUGAAACAGGCUGUGAACACUAUAAAGCUGAGUGCACAGACAGCAGUGGAGGACAGUGAGAGGAUCUUUACUGAGCUGAUCAGCUCCAUGGAGAAAAAGCGCUCGGAGGUGACGGAGCUGAUCAGAGCUCAGGAGAAGGCUGAACUGAGUCGAGCUGAACGACUCCUGGAGCAACUGGAGCAGGAGAUUGCUGAUCUUCAGAGGAGAGUCACUGAGAUGGAGCAGCUUUCACACACACACGAUCACAUCCAUUUCCUCCAGGCUUUAGCAUCUGGACGUCAGUCUCCCCAACGGGACAGACCAAACUUUCACACAUCCAGCAUCACUGUCCCUCAACAUCUCUCAUUUGAUGGAGUGAGGAAUUCUCUCUCAGAUCUGAAGAAGAGACUCGAGGAAUUCUGUGAGGAGGAAUUCAACAAAAUCCCUCCACAUGCUGCAGCAGUUCAGAUCAUUUCACUACCAGAGCCACAGAGCAGAGAAGAUUUUCUGAAAUAUUUCUGUUAUCUGACUCUGGAUCCCAACACGGUACAUCGUAACCUCAUUCUGUCUGAGAAGAACAGAGUGGUGACAUGCAGUGAGAGAGAGCAGCAGUACUCUGAUCAUCCAGAGAGAUUUGCCUCUUGGCUUCAGGUGUUGUGUAAGGAGAGUGUGUGUGGACGCUGUUACUGGGAGGUGGAGAGGAGCAGUGAUGGUUCUGUGUUCAUAUCAGUCUCAUAUAAAGACAUCAGCAGAAAAGGACAGGGUUAUGAGUGUGUGUUUGGACGCAACAAUCAGUCCUGGAGUCUGCGGUGUUCUUCUUCUUCUUCUCUCUGUUUCUGUCACAACAAUAUUGUGACUGAGCUCAGAGUUCCAUCAUCCUCCAGAAUAGGAGUGUAUGUGGAUCACAGUGCAGGAACUCUGUCCUUCUACAGCGUCUCUGACACGAUGAAGCUCCUCCACAGAGUCCACACCACAUUCACUCAGCCUCUAUACGCUGGGUUUGGGUUCUACUCAUGGUUUGGUUCUAUAUCUGUGAGAUUGUGUGAUCCAAAAUAAAGUGUGUAGUGUUUUAUGUAAAAUUUCUGCACAUUGCCACAUUGUUGCUCAGUCAUCUGUCAUGUAAUUUUACAAUUUUAAUUUUAGCUCAGUCAUUUAUAUUUACAAUAAUUAAAAAGGAAAUAUUAAAAAUUAACUGUCAGACAAGAAACUAGUAAAAUUUCAAAAGAAAAAGAUUAUAAAGUUUGUUUCAUAUUAAGCGACCUGUCAUUAAAUAACUAAUAAACAGUAAUAAAGCCAGUACAGAUCACAUGAUAUAUAAAAAGAAAAUAAUCAACUUUGAAUUAAUUUCAUUUUUCUGGUUGUAUUCUAAGAUGUAAAAUAUACAUUCACUUUUUAAAAUCUGAAGUUGUUUCUAAACCCUGAAAUUUCAUUGUAAAACUUUAAUCCUAUUUAAAAUACAUUAGAGCUUACACUAUAUGAUUGGUUAAGGCUGCCUAUGUUGUGUUCAUCCCAUAUUCAGCCUGGAUGAUGAUUG
This is a messenger RNA of Pangasianodon hypophthalmus (striped catfish), 2220 nucleotides long. RefSeq names its product E3 ubiquitin/ISG15 ligase TRIM25-like. The transcript is spliced from 6 exons. Gene Ontology annotation, molecular function: protein binding; zinc ion binding. The record is from RefSeq and is a predicted model, not a curated record. Lineage: Eukaryota; Metazoa; Chordata; Actinopteri; Siluriformes; Pangasiidae. The coding region runs from base 48 to 1742 and encodes 564 amino acids.